AUGGCCCUGGUUCUGGUGAUGGGUAUUCCUGGUGCCGGCAAAACCACACUAUGCAAGAACCUCGAGGAACGGAUUGGGACGAGCUGCUGCGCGAUAUUCUCAUUUGACGAUAUCUUCAACGAUGAUGGCUUCAUGGAGCAUCUCUGGGGCAAGGAAUAUGCGCAUGCCGGCAUACUCCAUCUAUACGGCCUGGACAGCACCCCGUCAGCUCACAGUGAGCGCAAAAGAUGUGAAACCCGGGUACGGGAUUUCUUGAGAAAUCAGGCAUGCCGCGGAGAAUCAUCGCGGGUAACCGUGGUGGAUGAUAUAUUUUACCUGAGAAGCAUGAGACGCCCGUUCAAGAGGAUGGCCAACACAUUCCACUUAGCUUAUAUGGUUGUUCUGGUGGAUGUGCCCCUCGAUUUGGCGCUCGCACAAAAUGCACAGCGCCCGGAGCAAUACCGCAUCCCGGAACAGGUGAUCGCGAAAAUCAACAAAAACAUGGAGCUGCCAGCUGAAAAUGAGCCGAGUUUCAUCUACAGACCAGGUGAUAGCCUGGACGAAUUGGCUGCCCAAAUCCGUAAGCAACGGGAAACCGCCCUUAGCCGUCCAGUCCGGGAAACUCAGAGCACGGUGCAGCCGGCAGCAGAUGAAAAGUGGAAGAAGCUGGAACUGGAUCUGCGCAGAUGCAUCGGCGAAUUGGUCAGGGAAACGGGCGCACGUACGAAAGGCGCACUUUUGUCAGAAAUAAAAAAAGCGGUUUAUUUGGAUUUGCGCACCAAAGAUAUCCCGAACUGGGAUAUCGAUGGACUGAAGGAUAUCCUACGACAAAGGAUUUUGGAUCAUUGA
Molecule: messenger RNA, 828 nt
Organism: Gongylonema pulchrum
Lineage: Eukaryota; Metazoa; Nematoda; Chromadorea; Rhabditida; Gongylonematidae
Source: the annotation of a GenBank genome assembly